AUGUGUCCGAUAUGCAAAUCGUCGAGAUACUUGAAUCCAGAUAUGAGGUUCCUAGUGAAUCCCGAGUGCUAUCACAAAAUCUGUGAGAGUUGUGUAGACCGGAUAUUCUCGGUGGGUCCAGCCCAGUGUCCGUAUGCUGGAUGUGAGAAGAUUCUUCGAAAGAACAAGUUCAAGACACAGGUGUUCGAGGAUUUGGGUGUAGAACGAGAAGUCGACAUCCGGGCACGAGUCAGCAGAACUUUUAAUAAGAGACAACAGGAUUUUGACUCACUGGACGAUUACAAUGACUAUCUAGAAGAAGUGGAAAACAUCAUAUUCAACCUCGUCAACGGAGUGGAUGUUGAAGCCACAGAGUCUAAACUACAAGCAUAUGAACAAGCCAACAGAAACAUUAUCCUUGCCAAUUCGCUACGGCAGAAACAGGAAGACGAACAGAUGGAAGAAUUACAGAGUUUAGAGACCCAGAGACGUCGUAAAGCGCAAUUGUUAGCAUUACAAGCAGAGGAGGAUGAGAGAAGAAUCAAAGAACAGACUGAGAAGGAGCUUGUACGGCAACUGGCGACUGGUGAAGGAGAUGCAGCUGCGAUCAUGAAAAACGUGUCCAACAUGGCAUUGAAACGGUCUAGUGCGAGAAGACGUCAACUCGAGGAGGAACUCAGACAGCCAUUGUCCAUUCCAUUGAGACUGCGAGGAGCUCGUAGCGCGACUCCUGGCAAUGCUACUCCAUUCACCCCAUUCAACGGCGAUAGACAGCAGGAAUACCUUUUCACAGUCAACGACGAGUACUUCGAUCCUCUCAUGAACGACGUCGCCAACAACCCACAGUACCGUGCGUCAGGCUUCUCCGUCAAAGGCUCGUUCCGCCAGGCUCUUGUCAGCGCUUUUUUCGGCAUCGGCUGCGAUGUUCAGCAUGAGAAGGCCGCUCCGCUGGCAGUGUAG
This is a messenger RNA of Sugiyamaella lignohabitans, 939 nucleotides long. It is a transcript of the gene TFB3, whose product is annotated as TFIIH/NER complex subunit TFB3. Gene Ontology annotation, biological process: positive regulation of cyclin-dependent protein serine/threonine kinase activity; regulation of transcription by RNA polymerase II; nucleotide-excision repair. Bases 1 to 939 code for a protein of 312 amino acids. Gene Ontology annotation, molecular function: cyclin-dependent protein serine/threonine kinase activator activity. The record is from RefSeq and is a predicted model, not a curated record. Gene Ontology annotation, cellular component: transcription factor TFIIH holo complex. The transcript has a single exon. Lineage: Eukaryota; Fungi; Ascomycota; Dipodascomycetes; Dipodascales; Trichomonascaceae.